CAAAAUGUUGUGUGAAAGAAACAUUAAUGCGAGACGUUUUAAAGAAUGAAGAGGAGCUAGGAGGAUAUUCACGGUCUGAACUGCUUCAAGGUCUGGCUAAUAUCUUUGAACAAAAUGAGAAUGAGUUACAAGAGAUGCUUCAACUGUAUCCACACCUAAAAGAAAUACUAACACAUGAUGAUCCUGAUGAACAAAUAUUUACGACACAAUGUUUGAGAGAACUAAGUAGAAAUAAAGAGGGAAGUGAGAAAAUCAUCACAGACAAAGAAUUAAAUUACACGUUAAAUACAUUAAUGAAUAGCAAUAAUAAAGAUCUUUUAGCUAACGUUCUUUCAAUAUUUUGGAGAGCUGGGCGCACAACGGGAAUGUUGCCAUCUAAAACUGAUGUGUUUCUGUCUGAUGAGUUCCCCCAAAAAUUUGAAGUAAAACCAGUCCCAUUCGCACAAGGAGGUUUUGGUAGCGUCCAUCUUGUUGUCGAUUUAGACCAACCAGUGGAUGAAAAGUUUGUUGCAAAGAAAACACAUGCAGACCCAAAUAACCAAAAGAAGUGGAUGGACAGCUUUGAAUCAGAGGCUUCGAUUUUAAUUAAACUGAAACAUAAAAACAUCGUCGUGUUUCAUGGGUAUCAAAAGAAUGAAAGUGAAAUCAUUUUAUUUUUGGAGUACAUAAAAAUGGGUACUCUCUCCACGUUCAUCAAACAACACAAAAGACUCAAUGAAGCUUUGACAAGGCAGUUUACAAUUCAAAUUCUAAAAGGUGUGAAAUAUUUACAUGAAAACAACGUUUUGCAUUUAGACAUCAAAGGUAGGUUAAGUGGAAACAUGAUUUUCUUAAAUAUUUAA
Messenger RNA from Physella acuta, 842 nucleotides. Its product is annotated as mitogen-activated protein kinase kinase kinase A. The record is from RefSeq and is a predicted model, not a curated record. Gene Ontology annotation, biological process: protein phosphorylation. Gene Ontology annotation, molecular function: protein kinase activity; ATP binding. Lineage: Eukaryota; Metazoa; Mollusca; Gastropoda; Physidae.